AUGGACUGGGCCGACGAUGGUCGAUUUACUCAUUCCAGGUUUUCAAAUUUGGAGUGGUGGGACGGAUUGAAAUAUGUCAUCGACACAGUUCAAGCAAUAUACAAGUUCCUUCGCUUCGCUGAUCAGGACAAGCGGCCCAACAUGUGCGAAGUCGUGAUGUCGUACCAGAAUACGAGACAGGAGCUGCAAUCUUUCUUUGGAAAUAAUGUUUCCACUCGGGACGAGUAUCUUAAGGUUAUGGACGAUAGGAUGCGUGACCUUUUCAUAGGCACGUAUGUGGGUCCAGCUGCUGUCCUAAAUCCGAGGUAUUCAUACACGAUGGAACCAACUCAAGAAAUGUUCCGUGGACUCAAGGAUACUUUUGAGCGCAUGACGGAUGUCCAGAGCGCCGUGCAGGCAUUGCAGGAGCUUGAGGUGUUUCGGCAGAAGGUUGGCGAGUUUGGCAGUGAAAUGGCAAUGAGAAUGGCGAUGGAUCCAAAGACAUCCCCAUCGUCCUGGUGGAUGAUGUUCGGAUCAAGCACUCCAAAGCUGCAGUAUCUUGCCAUGCGAGGAGGUCUCCGGCCCACCGAUACAUGA
This is a messenger RNA of Panicum virgatum (switchgrass), 576 nucleotides long. RefSeq lists its product as uncharacterized. Lineage: Eukaryota; Viridiplantae; Streptophyta; Magnoliopsida; Poales; Poaceae. Bases 1 to 576 code for a protein of 191 amino acids. The transcript is spliced from 4 exons. The record is from RefSeq and is a predicted model, not a curated record.